Molecule: messenger RNA, 1452 nt
Organism: Gracilinanus agilis (Agile Gracile Mouse Opossum)
Lineage: Eukaryota; Metazoa; Chordata; Mammalia; Didelphimorphia; Didelphidae
Gene: EOMES
Product: eomesodermin
Exons: 6
Coding region: 196-1452 (418 amino acids)
Biological process (GO): positive regulation of DNA-templated transcription; regulation of transcription by RNA polymerase II; endodermal cell fate specification
Cellular component (GO): nucleus
Molecular function (GO): DNA-binding transcription factor activity, RNA polymerase II-specific; RNA polymerase II cis-regulatory region sequence-specific DNA binding
Source: RefSeq, a predicted model, not a curated record
GGUGGCGGGCCUGGCGGCUAUCAGUACGCACAGAGUGGUCCUGGUGCUCUCUACGGCCCUUACCCGGGGGCAGCCACGGCGUCGGGCUCCUGCGGCGGCCUGGGCGGCCUUGGAGUGCCUGCCACCGGGCUGCGCGCCCAGGUCUAUCUCUGCAAUCGGCCCCUGUGGCUCAAGUUUCACCGGCAUCAGACGGAGAUGAUCAUCACUAAGCAGGGCAGGAGGAUGUUUCCUUUCCUAAGCUUCAACAUUAAUGGACUUAACCCCACAGCCCACUACAACGUGUUUGUGGAGGUGGUGCUGGCUGACCCCAACCACUGGCGAUUUCAGGGGGGCAAAUGGGUGACGUGUGGCAAAGCUGACAACAACAUGCAGGGCAACAAAAUGUAUGUUCACCCUGAGUCUCCCAACACUGGCUCUCACUGGAUGAGGCAGGAAAUCUCCUUUGGAAAACUGAAACUCACCAAUAACAAAGGCGCCAACAACAACAACACCCAGAUGAUCGUCCUGCAGUCUCUUCAUAAGUACCAGCCCCGGCUUCACAUUGUCGAAGUGACAGAGGAUGGUGUGGAAGACCUUAAUGAUUCCUCCAAGACUCAGACAUUCACUUUCUCUGAAACCCAGUUCAUUGCUGUGACAGCUUACCAGAACACUGAUAUCACUCAGCUGAAGAUUGACCAUAAUCCAUUUGCAAAAGGUUUCAGGGACAACUAUGAUUCCAUGUACACCGCUUCCGAAAAUGACAGGUUAACUCCAUCUCCCACGGAUUCUCCUAGAUCCCAUCAGAUUGUACCAGGAGGCCGCUACGGGGUUCAGUCCUUCUUCCCGGAGCCUUUCGUCAACACUUUACCUCAAGCAAGAUAUUAUAACAGCGAGAGAACCGUCCCCCAGACCAAUGGUCUCCUUUCCCCCCAGCAAAGCGAAGAGGUCUCCAACCCUCCCCAGAGAUGGCUCGUGACUCCCGUGCAGCAACCUGGAGGCAACAAACUGGAUAUAAGUUCCUACGAGUCAGAGUACUCUUCUAGCACCUUGCUGCCCUAUAGCAUUAAAUCCCUGCCCCUCCAGACGUCCCAUGCCCUGGGCUAUUACCCUGACCCUUCCUUCCCUGCAAUGGCAGGCUGGGGGGGCCGAGGCUCUUACCAGAGAAAGAUGGCAGCCGGGUUGCCAUGGACAUCCAGAACCAGCCCUCCUGGUUUCUCUGAAGAUCAGCUCUCCAAAGAGAAAGUUAAAGAAGAAAUUAGCUCUUCCUGGAUAGAGACGCCCCCUUCCAUAAAGUCUCUCGAUUCCAAUGAUUCUGGGGUGUAUACUAGUGCUUGCAAGAGAAGGAGGCUCUCUCCCAGUACCUCCAGCAAUGAAAAUUCCCCAUCGAUAAAGUGUGAGGACCUAAAUGGAGAAGAUUAUAGCAAAGACACUUCCAAAGGCAUGGGCUACUAUGCCUUCUACACGAGUCCCUAG